Necator americanus (New World hookworm) is the source of this 2199-nucleotide messenger RNA. RefSeq lists its product as uncharacterized. The coding region runs from base 1 to 2199 and encodes 732 amino acids. Gene Ontology annotation, molecular function: protein binding. The record is from RefSeq and is a predicted model, not a curated record. NCBI's taxonomy places the organism in Eukaryota, Metazoa, Nematoda, Chromadorea, Rhabditida, Ancylostomatidae. The transcript has 15 exons.
AUGACGGAGUACUCCAUGCUGUCACAGAGACAUUGCAAUAUACUUGUUCGGCAGACACACAUAGGCUAUCCACCAAAUCGCCGUUCCGUAAAUGAUAUUGGUCAUGAAACGGAUAUUAAAUACUGCGUGGCUAGGGCUAUCCUCGAUCAUCCAUCGAUUGAUGAAGGUGUACGCAAUGUCGAACUUGUCUUUGACCGAACUGGCUUUGUUACUCAUGCUGAGUAUAAUUUUGUCAUGGGUGCUCUAAUGAAUUACAUCGUUCUAUUCAACACGACAAGGAACGAGUGUGUUUACAAAAUGCGCUAUGGAAGCAUCUGGGCCACUGGAGAAUCAAACAGUACAGGUCUACAACAACGAAUAGUGAUUAGUCUUAUAAAAACACAGGAGAACGAUAUUUCUAAGGCGCGUCGUUGUACUGCUGCUCAACAAUACCGCGCGUUUGCGGCCAAGCUCGUGGCGGAAGGAGCUCACAGAGACGCGGCAUUUUUGAGCGGACAUACUCAAAGAACACAAGUUCUCAUGUACAGCAAUACAUUUAUUGAAACCUCAAUAUCGGGCUACUGCUUGUUAGAAGAGCUAGCUUGCAAAGAAGCUUCUGCGAGUUCUGCAGAAAUCGAAGCAGCUAUUCAACAGAUACGGAUUCACGGAUUACGACAGUGUGAUGAUGAAAAUGCUUCCAUCACGGAAGAAAAAGUUGAGGAGGAGACUGAUGUUGCAAAACAAGGAAACCAAGUAGAUUACUCCUCAUCGAGUUCUUCUGAUGAAGAUUUCAGUACCUUGCAAGUCGAGCGCAAAGAUGUUACCGUUCUAACACCUCUAUUUGUUGAAACUGGUAGUGCAAAAUAUGCCGAAGAAAUACUCAAUCCGAACUUAGCGAAAAAACCAAGAAUAGCCUCUGAUGAAAGCCAGCAUGUGCAAAUCUUCAAUGAAGAAGAUAUUAGAACACUGCUUGAAGAACAUAACCUACGGGAAUGCACUACUGCUCCUACUGCUCUUACAACCGAACAAGACUUUAUGGAUUUUGCAGCGAGGAGACGUGCUAGGCCUAUACAGGACUUUCCUUGGAUAGCGAUUAGACCAGUACCUGAAGUCCGAGGGAUGGGUGCUUUCGCUAAAGUAGACAUUCCACGAGGAGCGAUAUUUUGUGACUAUAGAGGGUACACAGGGAAGUCUGAAACUGUUUACGGUAAAAUUGACACAAAAGAUGAACAGAUGCAAAAAAGGAUUCGAAAUUAUGCCCUAGAAGUCACAGUUGACGAAGGUGGAGUCAAAUACAAAAUGGUGGUGGCCGCUCAUUUAUUAUCAUACGAUGGUAGCGUUGUCCUGGGACGGUACUUGAACCAUAGUAAGCAUGACAAUUGCGAAGCAGUGAAGAAGAUCUGGACUUCUAAGGAUAAUAGAGGGAAUGUUGUUGUAACUCUCUGGAUAUUAUUUAAGGCGAAAAGAGAUGUAAAGAAAGGCGAACAGCUUCUAUGGAACUAUGGAAAGGAGUUCGAUACCCAAGACUUUAAAGAAAACUGUUUGUGCAGCGAAUGUAAAAACAAAAGAAGAACAGAUACGCAAGCAACUGAGUCUUCUUCAGUUCCUCUUGAAGAACCGUCCAGAGAGGCCUGGGAAUCCCAUUUCAUCCUUUCACAGCACCUUGCUGGGAGUGGAGUUCAACCGCCACCGCUGACUUCGUAUACGUUGCUAACAGAUGUAACAAUUAGAGCAGGACUCAGAGGUUUGACGUAUGAGCAAGACAGUAGCAAGUCACUCACAAGCAUACUAGAAGAAAGCAGAUUAUUGAUCCUAGGAAACAAAGCCAAGGGAGAGGAUCUCCAUAACAGGAGGAGUAUUCUUGCUUGCCUCCUCCGAAUGGUUAGUGCCGAGGUAUUGGAGCGUGGUCACCCAGUGGUAAUGGUCUUCAAGCGCACUAUACAUCCAACAUCAUCUCCAAGAGUAAUACUAUUCGGGAAUGAACUUCAGCGAGAGUCAAGAAGGCGCUAUGGAAAUUGCAUAGUAUACGCAUAUGGCGAAAAUAAACUGCUUUCAUUAAAAGAACAAGGGCGAGACCAACGACAGGAACUUUCGCUUGCACAAGAGUGUAGGGCUGCUCCGCUGUUCUUCAUUCGUCGUUCAUCGGAGCAUUGGAAAGCCUUAUGUGAAGAGGAGAACCCAACGGUGGAAGACAUCUUCAGGGCUACCGAGAAGCAGUAA